CCACAUGCAUUUUGCUUUUCCUGUUGCUUUUCUUGCUGUUGAGAAGAGAAGUGAAUUUACUCCUUCUGGAUCGAUCUUCAUCUCUUUCCAGGGUGAAGGAACUGCUUCAGCUGAUCAAGGAACGCUCCGGUACCAACCAUGUUUUUCCACCAACCUUUCCACACGUUGCUGCUGCUCUUCUUAGGAGCAUCGCUGGUUUUGGCUGCUGCUCCAGAGACAAGGAGUUCAGAUCCAAAUUCCUGCCCAGUAUUGGCUUGUGGCAACCCAGGAAUUGCUGGUUUACCAGGGAGAGAUGGAAGGGAUGGGGCCAAAGGAGAGAAAGGAGACACGGGCCUCCAAGUGAAGGGUCAACCAGGAGUACCCGGUAAGGCUGGUCCUGCUGGACCGAAGGGAAACACCGGAGCCCCAGGACAAAAAGGACAAAAAGGAGAAAUGUCAGCUGUUGAUACAGUCCAAAGGCAGGUGGCUGCUUUGGAAAGGGUGGUCCAGACAUUACAAGCUAAAGUCCAGACAGUACAAGCUGAAGUCCAGACAUUACAAGCUGAAGUCCAGACAUUACAAGCUGAAGUCCGCAAAAGUCAAAAAAUCUUCGCAAUGCAGGGGGUGACCACGAUUGGAGGGAAAACCUUCGUUUCAACUGGUCAGAAUCACAAUUUUGCCAAUGGGAAAGCUCUCUGCAGCAAUGCUGGUGGAGCUCUGGCAGUGGCCAUGAAUGUGGCUGAGAACACGGCCUUGGCGGCCAUGGCCAAGCGGAACGGCAAGCAGAUACACCUGGGUGUGACUGACCUCCAGACGGAAGGCAAGUUUGUGUAUUUGAACGGACAAGCGGUGAGGUACACUAACUGGAAAAGCUCUGAGCCUAACAACUUGAACAAUGAAGACUGUGUGGUACUCAUUCCAGAUACCCUGUGGAAUGACAUUAGCUGUGACCACCAAACCCUCAUCAUUUGUGAACUUUGAUCUAUCUAGAACGUCACUGUUUGCAUUCUCAGGGGGUGUCCAUGGGAAAAGAAGGCAAGGGGCUCAAGGGAUGCCAUGCCAUUGUCAGGCCAUCAUUGGUGCUCUUAAUGCCAUGAUGCCAUGACACAUUUUUGACAUCUUUGCGGCUUGCUAUCCAUGUUCUAGGAGAGGGCAAAAUAACUGCAUGAGUACAUUGGUUUUGCUUUCCAGGCUGAAAAUGCAAUUGUGAUAACAAAACAAAAACAAAAAGACGCAAGAGAGCUACUGUCUCCGUUUUUCUCCACACGUGUUUUGUCUCACAGUAUUUCAUUGUUAUUAUAUUUUUGAGAAGCGUCCUUCCAAGUUUCUGGACUCUCGGGAAAAGCUGUUGAGCAGAACGAGAGAAAGAGCAAAUUGUGGAAUGAACAGUCCUCUCCUUAAAUCUGGUAACUUCUCAGAUGUUUCGUUCAGAUCGAGCUUUUGAAAAGGCCUCCAAAAUUCUGAGAAGUAGAACAUAGAAUAAUAGAGAGAUGGACGGGGACCUUGGAGGUUUUGCAUUCCCCAAAUUUUCCGGAUUGGCGGCCCAGUGGGGGGAGGGGAGAGGCAAUGGUUCUGCAGGAGCAGCAGGGCCAUGCACAUACACAAGUUCAUUUGUGUGAGUGGCAUGCACGCCGACCCACUGCCAGUGGCGGAUUAAGGCUCACUGGUGCCCUA
Notechis scutatus (mainland tiger snake) is the source of this 1653-nucleotide messenger RNA. NCBI's taxonomy places the organism in Eukaryota, Metazoa, Chordata, Lepidosauria, Squamata, Elapidae. The record is from RefSeq and is a predicted model, not a curated record.